UUGUUUUGCAGUAGUAUAAAGCAUUUACAUAAAUUUUGUCACCACUUGUCAAGAUGACUUUAUUGUUUAAAACUAGUACGUAUAUAACAUUAUACAAGAACAUUAAAUAAAGAGAGACACGAUACACAGGUUUUAAAACAAAGGGAAAUAUUGUCGGGUAAACAAGAUAUAAUGCUUAUCUUUCAGAUAAAAUUCGAAAAGAGCUCUUUAACAAGGAAAUAAGACCUGCUGAGGAGACGGACUUAAGAUGAAACUACAACGAACAGUCCCUUUGAUACUGCUGUUAGUUGAAGUUAAUGAAAUCAUCUCAGCCCAUCUGGAGAAAACGAACACGUGCAAAGAAGUGGAAUUACACAACCGAAAAUCCCUAGACUGCAGCCAUCAGAACCUUUCAUAUAUCCCAAAUAUUAAAAGUGAUAUUCAAACUUUGGUAUUCAGUUAUAACAAUUUAACCAACGUAACAUCGAACACAUUUGGAAAUUUCAGCAACCCUGGUAAUCUAGUUGAACUUGAACUUGACCAUAAUAAUAUUCAAAACAUUUCUGCGAACUCUCUUGAUGCAUUCUCAAAUUUGAGAUUCUUAUACUUAUCUUACAACCCUAUACACUAUAACGAUUUAAAACACCUCCUUGGUGCUUUGUCUAACUUUAGGUAUCUUUCUCACUUAAGUAUAAGUGGAAUUAGAUCCAUAACCAUUCAGAACGACUUGUUUUCUUUGAUGAAAGAAAAUAGGAUAGAAACUCUAGAUGUUGCAUUUUACGACAUGGAAACUGUUUCAAUAGACACAUUUAGAAAUUUCAAUAGACUGGAAACUCUGUUUUUGAAUAGCAAUCAUAUACACAAAAUAAUCCUCUCUUACAACGACCAUUUGCACAAUUUAUACCUUGAUCACAAUAAUUUUAAAAUUAUUCCAGACUUUUACGCCGAAGGUGAUGAAUCUAACUGUCACAUUCCAAAUCUUGAGCUUUUGGCCAUCCGCAAAAAUGAAAUACAGAAAAUUGAAGCAAAAGAUCUCAAAUGUUUAUUCCAACUGAAAACGCUUGAACUUGGUGAAAACCCUAUUGAAAUAUUGCAAAACAACAUCCUGUUAAACCUACCAAAUUUAGAAACGUUAGAGCUAGUGUUUGCACCCUCUGGCAGUAUAAAAGUGGAACCGCUUGCUUUCAGAUCCACAUCACUGAACACUCUUAAACUCGAAUUGAAUAGUCCGGCCAAAGAUGUGUUUGAGUCUUUGAAUGACACUUUUAAGUAUUUACCAAAUCUGAGAAAUUUGAAGCUUGGUUUUAUAAGUAUGUUUCUGUUAAGUAAACAGCAAUUGUCAAGAUUAUUUUCACCACUUGUUAACAUCCGCUUUUUUCAAUGUUUUGCAUGUGAAAUUUCUCAGGAUCCUGAAGUAAUCUUGAAACAUAUGAAAAAUGUGGAAUCUGUCUAUCUUCAGUCAAAUCGAAUCCCUACGUUAAGUGAUAAAACAGUUGAGGAAAACACACACUUGAAGUAUCUCAAUUUAAAGAAUAAUGCGAUUGGACAUAUUUCAGAGUCGGCCCUUCCAAUUUUACUCUUAAACAAAUUGCAUUUAAUAGAUCUUAGUCAGAAUCCUUUUGUAUGUGACUGCGACCUUGAAUGGUUUAUCAACUGGAUGAAAACAAACAAAAAUAAGACUGUUAUUUCGGGUUAUCCGCAUAAUUAUACAUGCUCACUUCCUCAUGAAAAGUCGAAGUUAAGACUAUUGGAUAUAACUUUUACAUACAAAGAAUGCCACCCGUGGAGUCCAUGGAUCUGGGUUGCUGUAAUCGGCUCGCCUUGUGUCAUUGUUAUUGCUAUUGUCGUGGUCAUAGUUUACAGAAACAGAUGGAAUAUCAAACAUUACAUUUAUUUGGUUAGAAAAAGAAGGAACUAUCAAGUCAUUAAAGGUCAUAACUUGGUGUAUGAUGCUUUUGUUGGAUAUGACACAACAGAUUCGGCAUGGGUGCGUCGCAGACUGCUGCCUAUCCUUGAAGAUGAAGAGGGAUUGAAAUUAUGUAUUCACGAAAGAGACUUUGUUCCUGGCGUUUUUAUAAACGACAAUAUUGUCACCAAUAUGGACAGGAGUGCGAAAAUCAUUCUUGUCAUAACCAAUGCUUUUGCGCGUAGCGGAUGGUGCACGUUUGAAUUGAAAGUGGCACAUUCAAAACUGAUCGAAGAUGAAACAGAGCUUGUGUUCAUUCUCUUGGAGAAAAUAGACGGAAGAAAUAUGAACCAUUCUCUGAAAGUGUUAUUUGAUACGACAACAUACAUUGAAUGGACAGAGGAUAUUGUAGGCCAAGAAUUGUUCUAGGAAAAACUGAAAAAUGUUCUGAAGAAGUGAAUGCAUGCUAGAAUAUGCACUGAAUAUUCUUGUGCAAAGAUUAUUGAUCGCUAUUUGUUUAACAAAUUGUGGUUAUAAUUGUUAUAUUUGAUAUUAUUUGAAUGUGCUGUUGAGUGUGUAUAUAAGUUUGAUCUUAAAAGCUAGCUAAAGAUUAUAUGCCGCUUGUUAUGUAUAUCUAAUUAUCUAGUACUUCUCUAAGGAUUUUUUAUCAUUGCGUUGUUUAUACAAUAUUUAUUUCCAAAUAUGCAAUACAUACAAAUAUAUAUUAAAUGUUAAAGAAUUGAG
Messenger RNA from Mercenaria mercenaria, 2629 nucleotides. Its product is annotated as toll-like receptor 2. The transcript is spliced from 2 exons. Gene Ontology annotation, molecular function: transmembrane signaling receptor activity; protein binding. Lineage: Eukaryota; Metazoa; Mollusca; Bivalvia; Venerida; Veneridae. The coding region runs from base 248 to 2314 and encodes 688 amino acids. Gene Ontology annotation, cellular component: membrane. The record is from RefSeq and is a predicted model, not a curated record. Gene Ontology annotation, biological process: toll-like receptor signaling pathway; inflammatory response; immune response.